Molecule: messenger RNA, 2678 nt
Organism: Vicia villosa (hairy vetch)
Lineage: Eukaryota; Viridiplantae; Streptophyta; Magnoliopsida; Fabales; Fabaceae
Product: putative pentatricopeptide repeat-containing protein At1g12700, mitochondrial
Exons: 2
Coding region: 168-1808 (546 amino acids)
Molecular function (GO): protein binding
Source: RefSeq, a predicted model, not a curated record
AAAAUUCAUGUCUACUAAAUAUUUUUGGACAAUAAUCCCACUUCAAUCUAUCAUUUUCAAAAUCAACUCCUCAUUUUAAACUUUCUAUCAAUUUCAUAGCUUUCGGAGAAACCACGCAACACUGCAAAUCUCAGAACUCAGACUACUUCUCCUUUGUUAAUCGUGAGAUGUCGAGGUUCGUUUCUUACUCCAAUUUUCUAUCUUCCUCUCACUCACACUCUCCGUUUAGGGUUUUCUCUCACUCUCUCCAUCGAUUCAUUCCCAAUAAUGUUAAUGUCGAUGAUGCCGUUCUCUCAUUCCACCGCAUGCUAACAAUGCGUUCUACGCCAUCCAUUCUUGAAUUUAACAAGAUUUUAGGUUCCCUUGCUAGGACUAACAAUCAUUACGCCACUGCCAUUUCCCUUUUUCACCAAUUGGAACUCAACCAAGUUAAACCAUGUAUUAUUACUUUAAACACUCUCAUCAAUUGUUAUUGCCACACUCGUCAGAUGGGUUUUGGCUUUUCUAUAUUAGCUAAGAUUCUCAAAAUUGGCUAUCAGCCUGAUACCAUAACUUUGAAUACUCUUAUCAAAGGUUUGUGUCUUAACGGAAAGGUUCAUGAAGCUCUUCACUUUCAUGACCAUGUGGUUGCACAUGGAUUAAGGCUGGACCGAAUUAGUUAUCGUACGUUAAUCAACGGGUUGUGUAAAAUGGGGGAAACAAGAGCCGCCAUGAAAAUGUUGAGACAAAUUGAUGGGAAGUUGGUCAAUGUGGAUGUGGAAAUGUACAACAUGAUAAUUGAUAGUUUAUGUAAAGGUAAGUUUGUAACGGAAGCCUAUGAGUUAUAUUCUGAAAUGAUUGCAAAGAAAAUUUCUCCCGAUGUUGUCACUUUCAACGCUCUUAUUUAUGAAUUUUGCAUUGUUGGUCAAUUGAGAGAAGCAUUUGGCUUGUUCCAUGAAAUGGUAUCAAAAAACAUCAACCCAGAUGAUUAUACCUAUAACAUAUUGGUUGAUGCUCUUUGUAAGGGAGGAAAUGUGAAAGAAGCUAAGAAAAUGUUUGCCGUGAUGAUGAGAAAAGGUGUAACACCUGAUGUUGUUACAUACAAUUCAUUAAUCGAUGGGUAUUUCCUAGUUAAUGAAGUGAACAAGGCCAUAAACAUAUUCUAUACUCUGGCUCGAAGGGGAGUGGCUCCUACUGUUCGUUCUUAUAAUAUAAUAAUCAAUGGAUUAUGCAAGAGUAAAAUGGUGGGUGAGGCCAUCAAUCUCUUCAAAGAAAUGGGUAGCAACAAUAUUAUUCCUAAUCUGAUGACUUACAAUCUCCUUAUUGAUGGCUUGUGCAAAUCAGGGAGAAUCUCCUAUGCUUGGGAGCUUGUUCAUGAGAUGCAAGAGAAUGGUCAACCAACCGAUAUAUUCACUUACAAUUCUUUAAUACAUGCUCUAUGCAAAAACCAUCAUGUUGACAAAGCUAUUGCAUUAGUCAAGAAAUUUAAAGACCAGGGCAUUCAACCUAAUAUGUGCACAUACAAUAUACUUAUAGAUGGGCUAUGCAAAGGAGGACAACUUAAGAACGCACAAGAUGUUUUUAAGGAUCUUUUGAUUAAGGGUUAUAGUUUAGAUAUCCAAACGUAUAAUAUUAUGAUCAAUGGACUUUGUAGAGAGGGCUUGUUUGAUGAAGUAGAGGCCUUGUUCUCCAAAAUGGAAUACAGUGGUAUCAUUCCUGAUGCUAUAACUUACGAAACUAUUAUCCGUGCUCUCUUUGAUAAAAAUGAGAAUGAAAAGGCAGAGAAACUUCUCCGUGAAAUGAUUACUAGAGGUCUUCUUGAAGAGUAACUCUAGAUUUUACAGAUGAUGGAGUCCUCACUUUCCUGUUCUGUAUCUCAAUGGUUUGAGAGAACAGCAUCUCACAAGAUUCACACAUUGGAACUGGAGAGGAUCAUGAAAUGCAGCGGAGCAGUAUCAAAUGUUAUGGAACAUUUCACCUUCUGAUAAAGUACAUGAGAAGUUGGUUAUCUCUGUAUCUGAAGCAUAAGUCAUGUUUAGAGAACUUAAAGGGUGUGCCGAAAGGAUGAAGUGGAUGCAAGUUUUCAAAGGAAAAUGUAAGACCUCUCUUUUACAUAGUUAUUGAAUUCCAAACAAUCUAGUUAUGAGUACCCUGAUGUAUGUAUUCUUUGAGUCUAUAUUAAUUAUCUAACUUCAAUUAGCGUGAACUGUCAUAGUAAAUAAGUAUAGAAUUUUAUAUGUAAAUGAGAUAGAGAAAACAAAUGUAGUUAAAUCAAUUUUAUGAUUCUUUGACAAAGAAUAUCAUAACACCAGUGUCACCUGUCUUUUUUUUUAUAAAUGAAGGCAAGAGCAAGUUUGAAACACGUACCUUUAGAUAUAAAAGGGUUAAUUAAACGUCUAUAAUAUAAACAUUUAUAAUAUAAAUCAUUUUUCAAAAAUCGAUACAACAAAGUCAAAUUAUCUUCGUAUAUAUUAUUUUUGAUGAACAAUCAUAAAGAGUUUAUGGAAGUAAUAAUGUGUAACUUUAUAGUUAUAUAUGAAUAUGAGUAUUAAAGGUGUAUUUUCAUUUUUAUUAUUUUGUAUACAUCAGGUUUAUAUGAAUGCCUUUGUUCUCUUUUGGAGAAUUCAGCAUGCCACCCUUAAAAUUAUAUCUGGCACUUUUACAAUUUUUCUUAAUGCCAAAAGUAUUCCUUUUAAAUA